AUGGGAGCACCUAAGCAAAAGUGGACUGCAGAAGAAGAAGCAGCCCUAAAAGCUGGCGUCCUCAAGCAUGGGCCCGGAAAGUGGCGUACGAUUCUCAAGGACCCACAGUUCAGUGGAGUUUUGUAUCUAAGGUCCAAUGUUGAUCUAAAGGACAAAUGGAGGAACAUGAGUGCCAUGGCAAAUGGAUGGGGAUGUCGAGAAAGGGCCAGACUGGCAUUGAGGAGACACUCUGCCUCCAAGCCUGGAGAAAGCUCCGUCUCUCUUUCAGCAAUUAGUGAAAGUGAUGAAGAAAUGGUUGAUGUUACACGGCCACAGACUGGUUCAGGUGGUUCUUCGCCCAAUGAUUGUCCGAAGGGGUCCAUAAUGCGGUUGGAGAUUCUCAUAAUGGAGGCUAUAAACAACUUGAGGGAGCCUGGUGGUUCCAGCAAGAGAACCAUAGGAUCAUACAUAGAGGAUCAAUAUUGGGCGCCCCCAAACUUUACGAAAAUAUUGUCUGGGAAACUGAAGCAGUUGUGCUCAAUGGGAAAACUUAUCAAGAUAAAACGCAGGUUCAAAAUAGCCCCUCUGGCAGCACCAUCCCUUCCGAGACGAAUACCGUCCAAUUCGAACCUGGAGGCUAGGAGGCGUAGGAUCUCCGCCAGAGUCGGCCCUCCUGAGAAUUUCACUUUNUUGAAUGAGGACAUGGAUGAGGACUUGGAUCUGUCUGGUCUCACCCCAGCUGAGGCUGCCGCCGCUGCCGCCCGGGCCGUGGCCAAAGCCGAAGAGGCGAUGGCGGCGGCUGAGGAGGCGCUUCGUGAGGCUGAGGCAGCCGAAGCUGAGGCUGAGGCAGCUGAGGCUUAUGUGCAGGCCGCGUUGAGGACAAUGAGAGGUGGGCGGAAACACCCGUGA
Molecule: messenger RNA, 888 nt
Organism: Striga hermonthica
Lineage: Eukaryota; Viridiplantae; Streptophyta; Magnoliopsida; Lamiales; Orobanchaceae
Source: the annotation of a GenBank genome assembly